Benincasa hispida (wax gourd) is the source of this 3763-nucleotide messenger RNA. Its product is annotated as ArgH (DUF639). The record is from RefSeq and is a predicted model, not a curated record. Lineage: Eukaryota; Viridiplantae; Streptophyta; Magnoliopsida; Cucurbitales; Cucurbitaceae.
AGUUUAUUCCUCAUCCAUUUCAUCCCCAAUGGUUCAGCAAAUCGAAAUCACCGCAACAAUGGCGACCACCUCGCGGAAACACCUCUCCUCCAUCGCCAAUGACGUCGUCCAACGCUGUGCUCUGAAAGUCGGCAGCUCGGUGGAGGGAUUGGUGGAGGAGUUUGAGAUUUCGUGGAAACCUGAGACCGGUACCUAUUCGAGGAAGUUCGUGGAGUUUUGUAGUGCCAAGGCUUUGGCAGAUAUGUGCCAGAACUUGGAGGAAGGUAUUGGCAAUGGAUCGUUUAGCCGCUUCAGCUUUGAUAUGAUGCUUGCUUGGGAGACGCCUUCUUCUGCAGAUGAAGAGUCUCGUGAGGAGUGUGUGGCGAAGGGAAAAGAAGAGAAGAAGAAAGUCGUAGCAGCCAAUGUGCCUCCGGAGCAAGAUGAGAUCCCUCUUUUCUAUUCAGACAUUAUGCCCCUGCUGGUUAAUGACGAUCCAGAUGUUGGAGAAGAUGCAUAUGUGUGGUUAGGGUCUUUAGUUCCAUUGGUUUCGGAUCUUGUCAAUGCAAGAUUCACAUUCGAAACUCUAACAGCUCCAACUGGACACCGGCUUCAUUUCCCAGCAUAUGAUAAAUUUCUGAAGGAAAUUGACAAAUGCAUGAAGCAUCUGCAGAAACAGGCAACACCAAAGGGUGUAGAACUACGUGAUGAUGAGUUCAUAUUGCACGUGGAGGGCACUGCUAGCUCACAGAGGGUAGUGCGCCACAUUGGAUCAACAAGUUGGCCUGGAAGGCUUACAUUAACUAAUUACAGUCUCUAUUUUGAGGCUUCGGGAGCGAUAACAUAUGAAAAUGCCCUUGAGAUAGAACUCUCAAGGGACACUAUGCACAGUGUGACGCCAGCUUCCACAGGACCUUGGGGUGCACCACUUUUUGACAAGGCAAUAGUCUACGAGUCCCCUGCAAUAUUAGAGGAAGUUCUGCUGGAGUUUCCAGAGAUAACAAGUUCUACAAGGCGUGAUCAUUGGCUAGCAUUGAUAAAGGAGAUCAUACUCUUGCAUCGUUUUUUGCGGAAAUUUAAUGUGGAAAGUCCGGCACAAGCAUGGGAGAUGCAUUCAAGAACAAUAUUAGGGAUUAUAAGGCUUCAUGCAGCCAGAGAACUGCUUAGAAUAUCUCCACCGGUUCCUACAAAGUUCUUAAUCUUUGCCUUAUGUGAUGAGUUACCAAAGGGCGACUAUGUGCUAGAAGAACUUGCUGAGAAUCUGAAGUUGCUGAAUAGUGGACGCCCAUGUAGCGCGACUUCAACCCUGAGAUAUUUGAACAUGUCACAAUUAUCCGACCCUAGUGCAGAUGUAACAGUGAAAGUUUGUAAUAUAAGUACUGAACUUGAUGAAUCCAAGUCCUCCUUGGAGAAUGCCAUUAAUCAGGCCAGAGAAGAAGAGAAGGAAGUUGCAGUUGCCAAGGCUACCGCUGUAGGACUGAAAGAGGAAGGAAUUGGUGAAAGUGCAUUCAUCUUCUUGGAGCUGCUAAAGCCACUCAAGAGCAGGUUAUCUUGGUUCAAAGAAGUUAUUGUAUGGGAAAGACCAGUGGCUACUAUUAUCGUGCUCGCUGUAUCUUUGAUAAUUACAUACAAGGAGUGGUUUGGCAAGGCUGUGGCUGCGUUACUGUCUUGGGUGGUCGUGGCGAUGCUUCAAGCAAGAACUGAGAAGAUUCAAGAAAAGUGCGACGAGAUUGUGGUCUGCACCGCCAGUGAGCAAACUACGAUAGAAAGCAUAGUGGCUGCCCAACAGAGUUUGCAAAAUGUGCAUGAGAUUGUGCAGACUGCAAACAUUGCAGUGUUGAAGAUUUGGUCCAUUUUCAUAUCCAAAACUCGCAAGCAUGCAGACAUGGCCAUGGUAGUAUUGAGUGGUCUAGCAAUAACACUGGCAUUAGUUCCAACAAAGUACAUAAUAAUGGGGUUGAUAUUAUACGGUUUUUUUGUGACCUCAAAACUACGGAAGAAAAAUGUGGAUACCAACAGCGGCAGAGACCGGCGACUCAAAGAAUGGUGGGACUCCAUCCCCGUCAUCCGCGUCCGUGUUGUCGACAGACUUCCCGAGAAUGACAGCCCUUCCAAUCAAGGGUAACCCUCCAUUCACCUUUUUCAAUUUCAUACUUUCUUAGUUUGGCCAUCCUUUUCUCUUCUUUUUGAAUGUUCAAAUUCAUAUCCUUGUCUUUUGUGAAUAUGGACAAAGUGAAGGCCCCGCAGAGAAUAAUGUCAGUGUGGGAUUUGGUUUUUAGGAGUAUUGAGAAAUACUAUACAUAAUAUUUGGGGGAUUCUUGUUUUGAUGUGACCCUUCCUCUUUUUGUUUAAUUCGAAUUAUGUUUUAGGUUGGAAAUAAAGUGCAUGAGCUAUAAGUAACGAUAGAUUUUAUUCAAACCUAGUAUUCUUUUUUGUAACAUUGUGGGGGAAGGGGGGUCGAAAUGUCAAUUACUUAAUAUUUACCCUUUGUUUGGAUUCAAGAAAGUUUAAAAUUCAAAAAAUGGUUUUCAAUUAAUUGCUUUGUUCAUAUCUCCAAAAAAAAAAUAAUAAUAAAUAAAUGUAUUUAAAAUUUUGUGUUUGAGGGGUGAUCAAGGAAGAAUAGAAAAUUAAGAAUUUACUAAUAUGUUUGAUGCAUUAAUUGAAAAUUAAUAUAAUAAAUAUGUUUGAUGCAUUAAUUGGAAAUUAAUAUAUGGCGAAGUUAAUUAAGUAGUUUACUUUUAUGAGUAUUUUGGUAAGGAUUGGAAAGGGGUAAAUACCUGGGUGUCCUUCUUGUCCAUGGUCGUAUUACGAAAACAAUAUACAAGUAGGUAGUCGAUAAGGUUGCGGUAAGAUUUAGGUAGUCGAUAAGGUUGCGGCAAGAUUGUCGAUAUUCUUGUCGAUAUUCUUUACUUCACUUCUGGUAAGGUUGAUUGGUCUUCUCUUUUGGCAUACUACUAGUAGAAAGUGGCUGCUCCCAACAUUUUCCGGAUACCACUUCCCAUAGCAGCUAAUCAAAGAAUAACCGAUUUGAUAACGGAGGCUUACCCCAUUUCUUGAUAAAGUUGUGAUGCUUCAUUACACAUCCCAUUGUCAGGGGAUAUAAUCAUGAAUGCAGAAUCUCUGAUAUUAAGAGAUUUUCAGCUAGUGUAGCUGGCACAUAUCUUUUUGAUCUCACACUUCUAAUAGAACCAGGAGACUAGCUAUAGCUCUUGCGCGCUUCUCUACUUUUUCUUUGAAGCGUGCAUUGGUCACAUAGAUGACUUCGUUAAGGAAAGUUGCUUGAAAAGUGCUCAUCUCUUCGCUCUCCUCCAUUCCGCUAAUGCGAAUAUCCCGUUCUUGGUUCUUAAAGAUAUGUCUCCAGCCCCUGUUAUGUUAGCGUCUGGUGGAGACCAUAUUCAAGCUGGUACCAUAGUAGGUAAACGUCAUUUGAAUCCUUUGAAUGACUUGAAGGAAGGCGAUGAGAGACUUCGCACCUUUUCCUGAGUCUGCCCAUUUGUGCCUGGUUAAUAAAAGAGCUCGUACCUUCUAGCUCCUCCUAAUUCGACAAGUGAGUCUGCUCGUUCUGAUUUCUACACAAACCCUAACUUUAUUGUGAGAGGGGUAGUCAAACUAGAAAGUCAACUAAGACAGAGCACUCUCCCUCAUGAAUAAUUUUCAUAUAUAGAAAUGAUUUUCAUAAUUCUUUCCUAAUCAUGAAGUUUCAAACUAUUUGUUUACUAGUUGGUAAACUAGUUUCAUCGUAAUUGAGAUUAAAUAUCUAGAUUUUUGCUCGAAAAAAUCAAAUUGU